AUGGCCAAGUUCAGCGGAAAUCAGCCCAUACCAUGCAGAGGAAAUGGAAUAACCACAAGUUAUAUAAACAGAACUGAAGUUACAGAAUUUCUUCUUAUGGGAUUUUCAGACACUUUGGAAGUUCAGAUAAUACACGCUCUUCUAUUUUUAUUGCUCUACCUGGCAGCUGUCAUGGGGAAUCUAUUAAUCAUCAUGCUUACCACUCUGGAUGGUCACCUCCAAACCCCAAUGUAUUUCUUUUUGAGAAAUUUAUCUUUCUUAGAUUUCUGCUAUAUCUCUGUCACGGUUCCAAAAUCUAUUGUUAAUUCUUUGACCCAUAAUACAUCGAUUUCUUUCUUUGGGUGUGCUCUGCAAGUCUUCUUUUUCAUUGACUUGGCAUCUACUGAGAUAGCUAUCCUGACAGUGAUGUCCUAUGACUGCUACGUGGCCAUCUGCCAGCCCUUACAUUAUGAAGUCAUUAUGAAACGAAGGGCCUGUGUGAAGAUGAUGGUCAUGUCCUGGCUCAGUGGCAUGAUCUGUGGGUUUAUGCAUGUGGCGGCAACAUUCACAUUGCCCUUUUGUGGGUCCAAUGUAGUCCAUCAAUUUUUCUGUGACAUUCCACAGCUCUUAAGCCUCUUAGAUUCCAAAGUAAUCAUCACUGAAAUUGGGGUCAUGGUUUUUAUUACAAGUCUUGUAAUAGUCUGUUUUGUUUCCAUUACUAUCUCUUAUGUGUCUAUAUUUUCUACUAUCCUGAAGAUUCCUUCUAAAGAGGGUAGAUCAAAAACAUUUUCUACCUGCAUUCCACAUCUCCUGGUUGUAACACUCUUCAUGAUAUCUGGUAGCAUUGCCUAUGUGAAGCCAAUUUCAAUUUCUGCCUCAAAGCUAGAUCUUCUCCUGUCUGUGUUCUACACAGUUGUACUCCCAACCCUGAAUCCUAUCAUCUACAGUUUGAGGAACAAGGACAUGAAGGCAGCUCUUAGAAGGCAACGUGGGAGGCUUCAUGGUGACUUUGACUAG
Messenger RNA from Echinops telfairi (small Madagascar hedgehog), 996 nucleotides. Its product is annotated as putative olfactory receptor 14L1. Gene Ontology annotation, biological process: G protein-coupled receptor signaling pathway. The record is from RefSeq and is a predicted model, not a curated record. The transcript is spliced from 2 exons. Bases 1 to 996 code for a protein of 331 amino acids. Gene Ontology annotation, cellular component: membrane. Lineage: Eukaryota; Metazoa; Chordata; Mammalia; Afrosoricida; Tenrecidae. Gene Ontology annotation, molecular function: G protein-coupled receptor activity; odorant binding; olfactory receptor activity.